Messenger RNA from Ctenopharyngodon idella (grass carp), 2981 nucleotides. RefSeq names its product SPT2 chromatin protein domain containing 1 (gene spty2d1). Lineage: Eukaryota; Metazoa; Chordata; Actinopteri; Cypriniformes; Xenocyprididae. Gene Ontology annotation, cellular component: nucleolus. The record is from RefSeq and is a predicted model, not a curated record. Gene Ontology annotation, biological process: regulation of DNA-templated transcription; nucleosome assembly. Gene Ontology annotation, molecular function: DNA binding; histone binding. The coding region runs from base 463 to 2385 and encodes 640 amino acids. The transcript has 6 exons.
GUGACGUGGGAACGCGAACCGGAUGACGUGGGUUUGGUUGUUGCUUCUAGAACACACAAAUCUCACAAGAGGAUUUUCAUAUUCGCCUAGUUUUUAUAUCUUUUCUGUUUAAUGUCAUUUAAUGACAAUUUAGGGAAACUGGUACGGUAUCACUGAGCAAAAACAAAACGAAACUUUUUUAUUAUUAUUAAUUGGUCAAGCUUUCGUUGUUAAGGGGUUUAAAUGUGUAACAGCUGAUCAAGAUAUGUCGAACAGAAGCUGAAGGGUAUAAUCGAGGGUUUCCUCUUUUAAUUUGUUUCGCCUUGCUCUAAUACUCGUUUGAUUUUAACAGCGGGGUGGAUUUCAGUUGACCUAUAGAUCGUAGUUACUGGCAAAAAGGCUGGCUGAGGUUAGUGUUUGUCGAUUGGCAAGUGGUAGCUAUUGCUAUUAGCUAAAAAAGUGAGCCGUGGACAGUGAGGGACCAUGGAUUUCGACAACGUGCUGUCCAUCGCCACCCAAAAUCAAGGGCUCAGCAGCAUACCGAAGCGGUAUAGCUUAAAAACUGGUCCACCCAAGAAAGACGACAAAGUCAAAGGAGUUAAUUCGGCUGCGGUGCAAGCCUUCUUGAAAAAACAGGCCAUGGAGCAAAGGAAAAAAGAAAUACAGAAUAAGAAAGCAAAAGAAGUUUUGUUAGCCAAAAGAGUGGAGCUGAAAUCAGACAGGAAGGCACGAGCAAUGGCUUCACGAACCAAGGACAAUUUCAGAGGUUACAACGGCAUCCCUGUCAUAGACCAGCCCAAAAAGAGGCAGUCAAAGGGGGACAGAUCAGAAGAUCAGGAAAUGUCAAACACAUAUGAUGAUGAUGAUGAUAAUUAUGAGUAUGAGGGUACAGAUUCUGAAUCUGAAGAACAAAGCAGGCCUGUUAAGCCUCAGCCUCAGCCUCAGUCUCGAGCUGAGAUCUCCAACAAAGCUGACAGCAAACUGAAAAAAGCCAGUGCUCCAGCUAGGCCCACACCGCCGUCAAUGAACUUUGCUGAACUCUUGAAACUUGCGCAAAAGAAGCAGUAUGAACCUGUUGAAAUAAAAGUAGUGAAGAAGACCGAAGAGAGACUUAGAACAGCAGAGGAGAUUCGAGAACUCGAAAUGGAGCGCAGGGUUAAGAAACAGGAUAAAGAGAGGGAUGCAAAACCAGACAAGUAUUCAGGACAGAAAGACAGCAGAUCUCAAUCCAGCUCAAGUUCUCAGAAGAAGAAUGUAGACCGAGAAGGCAAAAAUGGGAAAUUGCCCAAGCCACCAGUAGAAAAGCACCAGUCAAGUAGUACCAGCAAAAGGCCAAAGCUUCAAGCAUCCAGUGAACGAACUCCAGGUUCUGCCAAACUACAUGGAGACAGAAACAACUUCUCAGGCUCCUCAGGUGCCUUAAAUGGUAAAGCUGCCAUGAAGUAUGGUGCUCCGUUAAAUGUGAAACAAGCACCACCUAGACCCUCACAAGGCCAAAGGCCCACAACCUCAAGUGACCUUACCCCAAGGAAGGGGAACACCUUAAUAUCUCAAGGGAAAUCAAGUAUUUCGGGAAGUCGCACUGUAGCUGCUACUGGUGCAGCUAGAUCAGGUCAAGGACCACUCAAAAACUCUGGGCAGAGUAGACCUAGUAACUCUGAUAGAGGUGGGCAACCUCAGAGACCAGCAAAACCAGGACAUUUAUCACGACCUGGGAGCAAUGCUCCACCUCGGCCUGGGAGCAAUGCUCCACCUCGGCCUGGUAGCAACGGACUUGUACGACCCUCUUCUGGUGAUCCCUCCAAACAACCAAGACCAGGUGGUAGUUUGCAAGGUCAGCAAAUUCCUGGAAGCUCCAGGGCCUCUAUAAAUGGACCAAGUAGGAUGGGAGGUAGUGUUUCUGGGAGACCGGUAAAUGGCAUGGGCUCUGGCCCUGGAAGACCUCAAUGUACUGUUGUUUCAGAGACUAUUUCAUCAAAGAACUUUGCUUCGAGACCCGGGAUGGUUCCGAGGCCUCCGGUGCCACAAGGCCCCAAGACAGUGAUUGCCCCCUCAGGCCACAGAGUUUUGGUUAAACCUUCUGGACCGUUGUUGCCCCCCAUAACAUCCACUUAUAAACGGAAGUAUGAAGAUGAGGAAGAGUACGACUCGGAGAUGGAUGACUUCAUCGACGAUGAAGGAGAAGACCAAGAUGAAGUUUCAAAACAUAUCAGGGAAAUCUUUGGCUAUGACAGGACCAAAUAUAAAGAUGAAAGUGACUAUGCACUGAAGUUUAUGGAGAGCAGCUGGAGAGAUCAGCAGAAAGAGGAAGCACGGAGUCUGCGAAUGGCAGUGUUAGAGGACCAGGAGGAGGAAAGAAGAGAACUUGAGGAGAUGAAGCGGAAGAAUGCCAAGAAGACAAAAUGAUUGUGAUGAUUGUGUUCGGAUAGACUGAAAUAAAAUGCUUCUCUCCCUUUACGCAGAGGACCGGUGAAAGUUAAGUUCCUUAAUGACGUCUGUUUUUUUCUGCUUCAGUUUACGCCUGGGUAUCAAGGAGGAUGAAGAAGAAAUGCGAAUGGAGGAGGAGGAGAUGAAAAGAAAACUAGCAAUGAAAGCGAAACAGAGAAAGAUUUAGUUUACUUUACUUGACUUUGAUCUAGUCUUAUUUGGUUGGAACCGAGAGGAAUGGAAAUGCCUGCCUUGUGCCACUGACAUUGUUACACUAUUUAUUUGAAUGCCCAAGCCAUGGGAGCAGGUUUGCACUAUCAAGAGCCCAUCUGACGUAGCUGAGCUUCGGAGAAAAUUAUAUAUAAAAUAAAUAUCUGAGAAUCACAAUAGCAUUUUUUGUAUCUGUAGAAACGAUGUAUAUUGAUGUGGAUGCCUUACACCUCAAGCACCAACUUCUUCAAAAUUGGUCCUGAUUUUGGGAGAGUUAUUUUAUUACUUGUACUAUUUAAUUGGUGAGAAAAGACAGAAGACUGCCAUUUUUCCAAUGUAUUUUUUUGUUAAAGUGAUUUGACAGA